GUCACAGACCAUGGCCGGCGGCAGCGAGGUCGUCCCUUGUUUGGUUAUUAAUCCAGCUAUUUCUGACAAAGCACCAAAUCAAUCUAUGAUUGCACAGAACGAUUUCAGCUGUGAUUUUGCUUUUCAAGACAAUGGUGGUCAAGCAGACAUCAAUCCUCCCCUAAUUGUUCAGGAUAGCUUCAGUACACCCAAAAAGAGAACCAGCAGUGGGCCUUUUUGUGGUUCAUCAUGCACACCAGAAUGUGAUGACAACUUAAAGCCGGCUGUAGGUAUGACAUUUGAGAACAUGGAAGCCGUCGAGAAGUACUACAAGGCUUAUGCACACAAGGUUGGGUUUUCAGUCAAAAAAAGGUUGGGUUUUCAGUCCGAAAUGGACAGAAGAGGACUGCAUCAAAUUCAGUGGUGGUGAGGAGGCGAUUUUUGUGUGCCAAAGCAGGUUUCAGAACCAAGAAAGAGGAAGCCUCAAUUAGUAACAUCUUGGGGUAUUUAGAAGCAUGGGAGUAUGUACUUUACCCAUGGAGUUUUCACAGAUUUUCAAAAGGAGGCACGUGCAGGUAGAGACCAUUGCUUGAUUGAAAGCAUGUCACAUGAAGGUGAUGUCAAAACCACGGUUAUAGGCGGUGAUUAUGGCAAGGCUAGAGAAGUUAUAUUCAACACAUCAUCCAUGAGUGCUCACUGCUCCUGCAUGUUGUUUGAGACACAUGGAAUUCCCUGUCGACAUAUCAUCUUGGUUUUGAGAGGUGCCAAGUUGAAUGAGCUCCCUAGCCAUUUCAUUUUGGAUAGGUGGAAGAAAUAGUUAACAAGAGGGCUUUAUAUGAUAGCAAUGGCAACAUGCUUGAAGAGAACACAGGUAGUUCUUCAUAUUCGGCAAAGAGGAAAAUAGUUUCAGAAAUACAUCAAACAUUCGAUGACACGAU
Brachypodium distachyon (stiff brome) is the source of this 917-nucleotide messenger RNA. RefSeq lists its product as uncharacterized. The transcript has 3 exons. Bases 11 to 409 code for a protein of 132 amino acids. The record is from RefSeq and is a predicted model, not a curated record. NCBI's taxonomy places the organism in Eukaryota, Viridiplantae, Streptophyta, Magnoliopsida, Poales, Poaceae.